This is a messenger RNA of Olea europaea var. sylvestris, 838 nucleotides long. Its product is annotated as DNA polymerase epsilon subunit 3. Bases 61 to 531 code for a protein of 156 amino acids. Gene Ontology annotation, biological process: heterochromatin formation; leading strand elongation; DNA damage response. Gene Ontology annotation, molecular function: protein heterodimerization activity; chromatin DNA binding. Gene Ontology annotation, cellular component: epsilon DNA polymerase complex; CHRAC. NCBI's taxonomy places the organism in Eukaryota, Viridiplantae, Streptophyta, Magnoliopsida, Lamiales, Oleaceae. The record is from RefSeq and is a predicted model, not a curated record. The transcript has 3 exons.
AGAUGGCGGGAAAACACAAACCUAAAUUCUGACCAAGUCCAUCGAGCACGUCAGAGAGAGAUGGCGGAGGCGGAGAAAGAGACUGUGGUGACUGAAAAGGUGGUGGCGGAAGCAGAAGAGCUGCCGAAGGCUAUCGUGCGCCGGCUGGUAAAGGAUAAGCUAUCCCAGCUCUCAUCCGAUUCCGAAAUCUCAGUUUUCCGCGAGGCACUCGAAGCCUUCUCUGACAGCGCUCGUAUCUUCAUCCACUAUCUCUCCGCCACUGCGAAUGACAUUUGUAAGGAGUCAAAGAGACAAACAAUCAACGCGGAAGAUGUAUUUAAGGCGCUGGAAGAGAUAGAAUUUUCAGAGUACGUUGGGCCCCUAAGAGCUUCUCUUGAAGAUUUUAGGAAAAAGAAUGGUGGAAAGAGAUCUCUAUCCUCAAAGACGAAGGAGACCAAUAAAAAAGCUAAAAAGAAAGAUCUACCUUCAGGAAGUGAGACUCAAAAUAAAGAUGAUGAAAAUGAAAGUAAUAAAGAGGACAAUGCGGACUGAACAGAAUAUUCCUAUCACUAUCACUGGAUUAGGAGCAUCAUACUUAGCAUUGAUUUUUCUGUUCUGUUCUAGUCUAAAGAGUACAUUGCAUUUGAAUUUUGUAAAAGAAAUUUUCAGAUUUGGUCAGGAGAAUGUUCGUAGUAUAUUUUAAUGAGCCUGCAUGCACGUUGUUCUUCAGUAUCUCAAUGGUAGAGUGAUCAGCUGAAAAUUUAGUAUUUGUUUCCACCAUAAUUAUCUUCAACUUGUAACAUUCCAUCUUUAUUCUUUGAUUUGAAAUGCUUCUGCUAGUUUGCAUUAUUUCGUAUCA